AUGCUACAGCCCUCUAGCUGUACGUCUGAGGCUAUCAGUCACCUCCAGCGCGCCCGCAAGGCGUUGCUGGAGGGUACGAUAGGCCCGGACAUGAACUCUCGGGCCCGAGGCGACAUCAAGCGAGUACUCGCUUUCCUCAAGCUCAAGCGCGACGCCGGCAAAGCGACACCAUCCAAGCCCUUCCAGCUCGCCGUACCUGCAGCUGCGACUCGCCAGACGCCCUUUUCGCUGAGAUCCAACGCGACCCCCACCUCCCCGUUCCCACCCUCCUCGCCAGACUCGCAUCCGCAGGUGGUUGAGGGGGGAAGCAACAGUAUGGGGGGCAAGUUGAGUCACACGGCUGCCAGCAUGCCGCUCAACAACCCGCCAAACGCCCUCAACAAGCCGUGUGACCCACUUGACUCCCCACCCUCGGAAGGGGUGGCGGUCAGUGGUCCUCUCGUAGCGCUUUCUAGCAACGUGCAGAAGCUUACAGACGUUGUACAAUCUCUCCACACCCGCAUGGACGCCUGGGAGUCAAAGAACCGCUUUGCAGCGCUCCAAAGCAACGUCUUGGACCCUCCUCCCCCGCUGGCGCCCGCCGUACAAUCCUACGCAGCUGCUGCUGCUGUCCCGGCCCGCCCAGCAGCUCCCUCGGUCCCCGCUGCAGCCCGACGCGUCCCCGCGCCCACGAAACCCGCGCCCCGCACCUCCCUCAUCGCCGGCACCGCCAACCUCCCCGAGACGCACUUCCUCCGCGCCCUCCCUGAGCACCGGAUCCUGCCCUGCGUUUGCAAGAUGAUGGUCAGCUCAUCCCCCGACCCCUCGACCCUCGUCUACGCCCAACACAUGGAGAGAGGAGACGUACGACUCGUCACCCGUGGACCUUCGGCUGCCGACCUCCUCCGCCGCGCUCUCUCCGCCUACUCGGCCGAAAUUGUGGUGAAGAUGCCGGUUGAGGCGACGUCGUUGGUCGCACAUUGGGUACCGGUCGACGCGGACGAGGUCGAAGUGCGAGAGAAGGUGGAAGAGUGGGUUGGCGGUGAGGGAAAGGUGGCUGGGGCCAGAUGGUUGGCGCGGCGUGCAGACAAGUCGUACGGAUUGUGGUUGGUGGAGCUGUGCAAUGCGGAGGACAUCAGCGCAAUCCUACGAGAGCGGAAGCAAGCAAGCGGUCAAACAAGACGAACGCACCCCUCGCUCCCGACACCCGCACAUCCACCCCAGCUCACAAUUCCGCCGCUCCCCUCCCUUCGCCCGACCCGACCCGACAAUCAAGUCGCCGCCGCAGACGCCGCCUCGCUCCGCGGGACCGCACGGAACAAUGUUGACAGGAUAUCUCGGCACGACAGCGAGCGGAAGCGGAAGCGAGCCGAGCAACUUGUCGCGGAUGAUGGUCGACGAGUCGUCAGGCGAAGGACCGUCCGCAUUCCUCGGAACGCCAUCUCGCGCGUCCCUGAUCCCGCUCCCUCGCUCGCCAACACCGACAGUCGAAGACCUGCGACCGAGCCGGUGGCGGACUGGUCGGUGGACACGGAGGAGGAGGCGUUUGAACAAGAGGGGAGGAGCGAGUCGGAGGAGGAGGGGGAGUCGACAGCGACGGGUGCAGCAGAGGAGACAGGCGCGGGAUGCGGGAACGAGAAGGACAAUAAGAAGAGGGAAGAGAAGAGGAACGAGGCAAAGGAGGAGAAGAGGCAGGAAGCGCCGAGGGGAAGGGAGUCGAGGAGGCAGGUGCUGAGGGAGAAGAACCUGUUGCAGACCGAAGGAGCGGUCAGCACUCCUUCUAUCCCUCCAGCCAGGUGUGCCCUGCGCGUUUGCAGCGUCGUCUCAUCAUCCGAGGACGAGCUGCUCCUCCGCCCCAACCCGCCGCCGCCGCCUUCGCAAGUGAGGAGGACGACAAAGACGAGCCUCCGCUCAUUUGUCAUCGUCACCUACAACAUCCACUUCGACGUUCUCCUCCUCCAAGAAGUGCCCCGCUCCCUCCAUCCCUUGCCGCGCGGUUGGUCCCUCGUCCUCCCUCCGCCCGUCACGUACACAACGGACGAGCCAACUCACCCUGGAUCCGCCGCGCUCGUCUCUCCCCGCUUCCCACCCUCCGCCUUCUCGCAACUCCCCGUUGCGUCGAGAGAUGUUGUCGGUGUCGAUCUGCGAGUCAACGAACACGAGUCAGUACGAGUCGUUGGUGUGUACAACCCGUGCGCAGGCGGUCGCUCCCCGCCAAAACGCUCAGAGCGAGAUGUCCUCCCUGCCAUCCUCGCCUCCUCGCCGUCUCAGAACACCCUUGUCAUUGCUGGCAACUUCAACCUACAUCACCCCGCCUGGGAUCCGUCUGUCCUUGAAGCCGACGACGAGGCUGAAGAGGCGCGACUCACCUUCGAGGACGCCGGACUCGUCCACUUCCACGAGGCGAGCAAGUCGACUUGGUCGUUGUCGAGGUCAAGUUGGGUGCUCGACCUGGUGCUGGGGAACCUGCGUGCGGAGGAGAGACUCGUCAGCUCAGUCAUCGACGAGGCGCUCGAGUACGGAUCGGACCACCGCCCGAUACGCACCGUCCUUGCCGUCGAACGAGCAGACCGCCCGCCGGCCUACCCCCGCCGCCUCUUCCGCAAAGCCGACCCAGCAACCAUCCUCCGCGCCUGCGCCAAACUCGCCGCGUCUGUCGCGACGCCUGCGACCCUUCUCACGCCAGCCGAUCUAGACACCGAAGCGGCAACACUUGACUUGAUGCUCCGCGAGACCGUCUCGGUAGCCGUCCCACUCGCGAAGCCGUCGCGCUCACGCUUUGCCCAUCGAUGGUGGAGCGCUGAAGUGGCGGGCGCAGUUGAUGAAGUGCGACGAGUGCAAACUCGGGCAUAUCGGGUGAAGGCGAGAGGCAAUGAGGGAGAUGUGGUGGAAGCGGCAGUGCGAGCGGCGAAGGUGGCGACAAACCGAGCGAAGGCGAUGAUCAGGCGAGAGAAGAGGCGGGCGGAAAGGGCGGAAGUCGAAGAGGUGAAUGAGGGGACGCUGUGGAAGGUGGUGAAGGAGAAGCUGGGGGAUAGAGGAUCAGCGGCUGCAUCAACUCUGCCGCUCAAGAGGGACGACGGGACAUACGCAACGUCACCCAUUGACAAGCUCGCCCUCCUCCAGCCCGUCCUGCUACCGGUCGUCGAGGCGCCAGAGGCCGAAGGCGCCGCAGAUGUCGAGCAGCCUGCAUGA
Messenger RNA from Rhodotorula toruloides NP11, 3171 nucleotides. Its product is annotated as Endonuclease/exonuclease/phosphatase domain containing protein. The coding region runs from base 1 to 3171 and encodes 1056 amino acids. Gene Ontology annotation, molecular function: catalytic activity. The transcript is spliced from 3 exons. The record is from RefSeq and is a predicted model, not a curated record. Lineage: Eukaryota; Fungi; Basidiomycota; Microbotryomycetes; Sporidiobolales; Sporidiobolaceae.